AUGCGCGGUCUCAACUUGCUUACCUCGAUCGCGAUACCACUACUCGCAGCUGCAGAAUGUCCUGACUACUCGGAUUACUCCAAGGUCGUUCAUGAACCAUUAAGCGCAGGGAAAUACAAGCUUGCAUACCAGAGGCCCUCGGAAGACUGCCGGACCUUCAAAUCGCAGGGUGUCGAAGAUACAUUGACGCGUUUCGAGAGCAUCAUCAAAGAUCCGGACCUCUAUCGCCUCUUUCAGAACGCGUAUCCGAACAGCUUGGACACGGCCGUCAAGUGGAAGGGCGUUGCCGCCGACAAUGGGGAAGAAGAACUGACCUUCUUGAUUACAGGCGAUAUCAAUGCCAUGUGGCUGCGUGACUCCUCUAAUCAGAUGCAAAGCUACCUCCCCUUACUGAACGCGAGCAGCGACCCCAAUUCCCUCGCGAGUCUUUACAGGGGUGUGAUCAAUCUCCAGGCGAGAUAUUUGCUCACAUCGCCCUACUGCAAUUCCUUCCAGCCCCCAGUCGAGAGCAACAUCGCACCGGCAAAAAACCCCUCGGCGAGCAACGACGUGGUUGUGCCGGCAUACAACAACCAGUCGGUCUUUGAAUGUAAAUAUGAACUCGACUCGCUGGCUGCCUUCCUGGAGGUAUCGACCAACUAUUACAAUGCCACCGGCGACGCAGAAUUCUUCGGCAAGUUCCAUUGGGUGGAAGCUAUCGAGGCAGUUCUCAAAGUAGCGCAGGAGAUGACAACACCCACCUACGGCGAGGAUGGAAGGGUUUUGGAUAGUCCAUACAAGUUCAACCGCGACACCGAUCGAGCAACGGAAACAUUCGCGAAUGAUGGUAUCGGAAACCCUGUAGCAAACGGCACCGGUCUGAUCAGGAGUGGAUUCCGCCCUAGCGACGAUUCGACAAUCUACCAGCUGUAUAUCCCAGCCAACAUGAUGUUCAGCGCCUACCUGAAAUCAGCCGCUGAAAUAAUGGGCAAAAUCAACAACGAUAAGUCGGCAUCCCUAGCGACGCAGAUGUCGGACCUCUCGAGGUCCAUCCAGGAAGCCAUCGAGACACACGCGACGGUGAACCACCCGAAAUACGGAAAGGUCUAUGCCUUUGAGAUUGAUGGCUUCGGCUCUCAGAACAUCAUGGACGAUGCGAAUAUCCCAUCGCUCCUCUCUGCUCCCUUCAACACGUACCCCGUGAACGAAGAGACAUACGCCAACACACGCGAACUCGUGCUCAGCGCAUCAAACCCAUACUUUAUGCGUGGACCCAUAAUCAACGCAGUAGGCGGCCCCCACCAAGGCCCCGGCAUGGCUUGGCCUAUGGCUAGCAUUGUCAGGAUAUUGACGACCGACGAUGACGACGAGAUCAAAGGGGAGCUGAAGCAGAUUGUCAGUAGCACGGAUGGGCUUGGACUGGUACACGAGAGCAUAAAUAGCUUCAACGAGUCAGACUGGACACGCCAAUGGUUCAGCUGGGCGAAUGGCUUGUUUGGACAGAUGAUCUUGGAUUUGGAGGAGAGAAAGCCGGACAUCCUGAGCACGAGCUUCCAGUGA
Molecule: messenger RNA, 1539 nt
Organism: Paraphaeosphaeria sporulosa
Lineage: Eukaryota; Fungi; Ascomycota; Dothideomycetes; Pleosporales; Didymosphaeriaceae
Exons: 1
Coding region: 1-1539 (512 amino acids)
Biological process (GO): carbohydrate metabolic process
Source: RefSeq, a predicted model, not a curated record